This is a messenger RNA of Manihot esculenta (cassava), 2107 nucleotides long. Its product is annotated as putative kinase-like protein TMKL1. Gene Ontology annotation, molecular function: protein kinase activity; ATP binding. Lineage: Eukaryota; Viridiplantae; Streptophyta; Magnoliopsida; Malpighiales; Euphorbiaceae. The coding region runs from base 339 to 1415 and encodes 358 amino acids. The transcript is spliced from 2 exons. The record is from RefSeq and is a predicted model, not a curated record. Gene Ontology annotation, biological process: protein phosphorylation.
CAAAAUCACAGGGCUUGCCUAUGUCUGUCUUUGCCAGAUUUAGCUCUGCAUCAUUGUGCAGUUUCUUGCAUCAUCAUUCUGUAAAUACCAUUAUUCAUAACUUCAUUUUUAUUUGAAAAAACCCACAUACCCUUACAAAGUUCAAUUCUACCGUCAUCUUAUUGUCUUUCUCUCCUCACACUUUUCCAUACAAAUCUCGAACUGAGUUCCCACUUGACCCAACACUUACAAUCUCUCUCACACUAUACCCAGAUCUUAUUUAUCUGUUCUUUCUCUUCCUUGCAAUUUUUAAAUUAUUCUCACUGCUCUAAUCUAACAGGAAUCACAACUCAAUAGAGAUGAAGAACACCCAUUUGCUAAAACUCAUUCUUGGACUAACUUCUGCUACGGUUUUUAUCAGUCUCAUACUUGCCAUCUUACUUUACUUGAAAAGAAAAGCAAGAAAUGGCAGCAAUGACGUAGAAAGGCCUGAAAUCAAGCAUGGGGAUGACAUAGAAACAGAGGACUUGUUGACAUUCCAGGGUGGGGAAGACCUCAUAAUCGGUGACAUUCUUGAUGCACCAGGAGAGGUGAUAGGGAAAUCCAAAUAUGGUACUUUGUACAAGGCCUUGCUGCCCAGAAGCAACUCUGUGAGGCUGCUUAGGUUCUUGAGGCCAACAUGCACCACAAGGGCUAAAGAUUUUGGGGAGGCGAUACAGUUGCUGGCAAGCAUUAGACAUCCUAAUUUGGUCCCUCUUUUGGGAUUCUACGGAGGGCCGAGAGGUGAAAAGCUUCUUGUUCACCCGUUUUUCAGACGUGGCAGCCUGGCUCUGUUCAUCAGAGAUGGAAAUGCUGAGUCUCGCAAAUGGACCAUCAUUUAUAGGAUAUCUGUUGGCAUAGCCAAGGGAUUAGAUCAUCUUCACACAGGACUCCAGAAGACUGUAAUUCAUGGGAAUCUCAAGCUGAAAAACAUUUUGUUAGAUCGAAAUUACCAACCAUACAUAUCAGACUUCGGCCUACAUCUCCUGUUGAAUCCUACUGCUACCCAAGAAAUGCUUGAAGCUUCUGCAGCUGAUGGAUACAAAGCUCCUGAGCUUGUCAAAAUGAAAGAUGCAAGUGAGCAGACUGAUAUAUACAGCCUCGGGAUAAUGUUGCUUCAACUACUUUCAGGGAAGGAACCAAUGAAUGAGAAUCCAAACUCUGGUGAUGAUUUUCAUCUGCCAACUUUCAUGAGAAAUGCAGUCCUCGAUAGGAGAAUUACAGAUUUAUAUCAUCCAGACGUACUUGUUAGCAAUAACAGUGAUAGUGAAAGUCCUGUUACUGAGGAACGUGUGCUCAAAUUCUUUCAGCUUGCUAUGUCAUGUUGUUCCCCUUCGCCUUCGCUUAGACCAAACACUAGGCAGGUCCUCUGUAAGCUUGAAGAAAUUGGAAGAUGAUAAAAUAUCUAUCUAUUUUGUGGGAAGUUGAACUGGGCUCUUGUGUUGGGCCUAAGGUGGUGUUUGAGAGAAAAGGACAUUGGCCUGUGCAGGAGAGCACAAUUGCUUAGUCUCUAGAAGCAAAAAAGUGGAGAUGGUGAUGUAUACGGUUAAAGAGAAGAUUCCAACAAACCCAUGAUUGAUACUGAUUAGGUCACUUCAACCAUGAACCAUCCAACAAGAAUAGAGCAAUUGUGAUUGACAUUGUUGGAUUUUGGAAAUCUUUUAUUGCCAAAAGUAUCAGCAACAAAAGACAGUGGAUCUCAUAUGGUCCCAGUUUUGCCUUGUCAAGGCAUGUAAGGUCUAUUAGAAAGAGUCAAUUAUCAAUAGCGAAAGUUCUCGUGUUUCUUUACGCUGCCUGAGCGAGGUACAUCUAAACAUUUCCAUUUCUUGAAGAUAAAAUUGCAUGAUUCGGCAAGUUAGAUUGCUGUUUUUCUCUGCUAAUGAGACCAAACAGGCAUGUUUCCCAGCAUCCUAUGGCAUCUUCUAUUGACCUUGCAGUGAGGUGAUUGUGAAGGCGUUUCUUUUGUUUUUUGUUUUAUUUUAAUUUUUCUAAUCCAUCAAAAAGUAAGGUGAUUCUGUAGCACAUUAAUUAUUGUAAUUAACACUAAUAAUCAAUGAAAUUGAAAUCCGUGGAGAAAGAAAAUGAAUAA